This is a messenger RNA of Aspergillus calidoustus, 644 nucleotides long. Lineage: Eukaryota; Fungi; Ascomycota; Eurotiomycetes; Eurotiales; Aspergillaceae. The record is from the annotation of a GenBank genome assembly.
ACACAUCCUGUUCUCCAACCACAAGUCACCGAAACUGAUAUAUUUCGAUACUAUAACUAUCAACGUCUACCACUACAAAAUGUCAUCCGGAACACAAGGAAAAGGCGCCACGCCCACCGGCAACCAGCCCACAACAGCCACCCGCGGCGGCGCAAGCGCCUAUCCAACACCCGCCAACAACUCCGGCGGCGGUGCGGGCUGGGGCGAUAGCGGGAUAAUCAAGGGUGGUCUUGAAGGAAUCGGCAACCGCCUCUCCAGCGGCUCCGGCGAAUCCUCAACCUCCAAGCUAUCAAGUAUAUCCGGCGAACUGUCCGGACUCCGCGAGCAAAAGGCCGCCGGCGAGCAGAGGUAUAAGAGUGACGUUGCUGAGGCCGGCGCGAUCCCGGCUGAGGCGGAGGGCGAUCCGAGCUUUGCGAAGCGCAAGCCUGGGGGCGCGGAUACGCUGCCUGGGUGGAAUAAGGCCAAGGGGGCUUUUGGGAGCCUUCUAGGGAAUGAGUAGGGUUUCUAGGGCUUGGGGUGUAGUAGUGUUGGAUAGUGAGGUUUGGUUUUCCUGCAUUUCGAGUUGUUUUUUUUUUUUCGUCUGUGACAGUAUUGUAUAAUAGAACAUGAAUCUGCAAACUCAGACAUGGGUGUUGUAAAGGACU